GUCUGGUGGUCAUCACACCCGCAGCCGGCUUUGUGACACCUGGCUGGAGCAUUGCCAUUGGUGCCUUGGGAGCUCCCUGGUGUUACCUCACUGUUGAGGCGGUGAACAGGAUCAAGCUGGUGGAUGACACUCUUGACGCCUUCGGCUUGCACGGCUCUGGCGGCUUCGCCGGUGCCAUCUUGACGGGCAUCUUUGCAGUUGACGAAGGCCUCAUCUACAGUGGUAGCUUCGUGCUGUUGGGCAAGCAGAUUGCUGGUGCACUGGCUGGCGUGGCUUUCUCCGCAGUGGGCACUGCCAUCAUCAUGGGAGUCAUGAAGAUGCUCUUCAAGCUUCGAAUUCCAGAAGACCAAGAGCUUGGCGGUGUUGACGAGCACACUCACGGCGAGAGUUACCACAGCCCAGUUAAGAGGUAUGCCCCAGGUGGCCGCAUGACUGAGUCCGAAACAUCAAAAGAGUCCGUCUGGCCGGAUGGCAAGACGAGCAACCAGGCACGCAUCCCGGGCGCCAAGCGCCGGCCGGACGAGAACCAAUUCCUGUGCGCGCGGCGAAUCCUGAAAAGGCAAUUGGAGAUCGACGAGAAUGCCGUGCGAAUCUCACAAGAGGUGGGCUACAUCGAAGAGGAUCGCAGCUCCAGGAGUUACCCUGGCCUCAAGACG
Symbiodinium necroappetens is the source of this 656-nucleotide messenger RNA. NCBI's taxonomy places the organism in Eukaryota, Dinophyceae, Suessiales, Symbiodiniaceae. The record is from the annotation of a GenBank genome assembly.